AUGCCCCAGGGAAACGUUCCGCCACCAGUACUGCCACCGCCAGUUACCGAUCCUCCUCGAGACAAUCUCCGACAUGGUCCCUGGCUUCAGAUCUUAGAUCGUGCACACGCAAUUGGGCCCCUGCCGACAAUCUCCAACACGCUUGCUGAAGAGGACAUCGAACCGCCUCACGCCUUCAGUCAGCCAGACACAGCAAUCAACAGCCCUCGCCCUCCACCUCAAGUCUUUCCAUCAACAAACCCCUCGCCCUCUCUACCUCCACAGAGCUUGCAAUCUGCAUCUCAACCCGAGCGCGCCGAUCGAAAUCCACACGCCCUCCAGGCCCCCGAAGCCCGGAGGGAUCCCGAGUGGUGGCGCAUCCACGACGAAGCAAUUCACAUCUUCGAUACGCGGAGGGAGCAUAUCGUCGAUCGUCACGAUGAAGCCUUGCUCUCGCAAUACGAGCAAAUCAACGAGGCCCUGCCCCUCUUCCCCGAAAACAGACCGCACUGGACUGAUCAAAAUCGACAAGACGCAAGAGAGCAUAAUCAGGAAAUGGUAGGCACGAAGGAGAAAGCGCAACCAGACCCGAAUCCCCACGAAGAAAGCGUGAAGGAUGAAGUGGAGAGAUUUGUCAAAUCGGAGGCGCCACCUCCAGAGAAUCCUCCAUUACAGCUCGUUCCUGCACAAGGUCCUCGCUCGAGUGAUAAUCAACUGCAGCUGUGCUUUCUUCAGGGCAUCGCAAUCUACCUCCGCCGGGGCGACAUCGAUCGAUGGCGGUAUCUAGUCGAAACCAAGUACCUAUUCGACCCAAUCCAGAAAGCGCAAAUCUUCAGCAAUCAACAAAUCUCCCGUCAAGACAACUGGACCGUCCGCUUCCUCACCCCCUCCAAAUCCAUCGCCUCCCUAGUCAGCAUCCACGACCCCCUCUACCGCAACGACGGCAAACCGCUACAACGCCCCUCGAUCAACACGCUCGGGCAGCCCGGGCUCUCAAUUCUCUGGCCACUGCUCACGCAGCACGAACAGCGUGCUCUGGCCGCCUACUGGAAUGCUCUGCCUCCCUUUAAUCGAGCCAUUCCGAAUCCACAUCCUAAAGACGCGAGCAAGAGGGCGAAACCACGCCUCAUCUCCGAGGAUGCGAGGGGAGGCAAGAAAUGGGACUGGUCCGGUCUCUACCAACCCAUUCGACCAGAAUUUUGCCCCUGUUUUCCAAAAUCUGUGUUACCAACACCCCUGCGAACACGACGUCAACACGACAGUAAUCCACAUCGGCGCCUGCUGCGACAAAGCGCUCCUGCGGCAGCGGUGCCAGAACUACGAGAAUGGGCAUUGCACAUUCCAGCAUAA
Messenger RNA from Bacidia gigantensis, 1329 nucleotides. RefSeq lists its product as uncharacterized. The transcript has 7 exons. Lineage: Eukaryota; Fungi; Ascomycota; Lecanoromycetes; Lecanorales; Ramalinaceae. The record is from RefSeq and is a predicted model, not a curated record. Bases 1 to 1329 code for a protein of 442 amino acids.